AUGGCGAUGUUUCACGACGAGGUGGAGACUGAGGACUUCCAACAUGACGAGGACUCGGAGAUGUACUUGUACCCCUGCCCACGUGGGAAUAACUUCUGCAUCACCAAGGAAGAUUUGGAGAAUAAGGAAGACGUGGUAAUGUGCCCUAGCUGCUCUCUCAUUAUAAAAGUGACUUAUGACAAAAAUCAGUUUACAUGUGGAGAGACAGUCCCAGUCCCUUCCACCAACGAAGAACUAGUUAAAUGUUGA
Messenger RNA from Lipotes vexillifer (Yangtze River dolphin), 249 nucleotides. RefSeq names its product DPH3 homolog. The record is from RefSeq and is a predicted model, not a curated record. Gene Ontology annotation, molecular function: metal ion binding. Bases 1 to 249 code for a protein of 82 amino acids. The transcript has a single exon. Gene Ontology annotation, biological process: protein histidyl modification to diphthamide. NCBI's taxonomy places the organism in Eukaryota, Metazoa, Chordata, Mammalia, Artiodactyla, Lipotidae.